GAUAAUUUAAUUUACAUUAAACAUUGAUUAAGACAAUUGAAGUUCAUUUGUCAAGUGAUCUAAUAACAGAAAGGUGCUCCCAGCGGCUUCAGUCACUCUGCAACCGGUAAAUAGGAGGCCAUACAAUGCUGUACCCAUUUUCAUAGAAGAGAGACCAAGCAACAUUUGAAAAUUAAAAGAAGUGAUCGAGUAUAAACUAGAAGAACUUUAAUGAAGAUCUCAAAAUGGACGGCACAUACGACGAAAUCAUCUCCGAUAAUCCAUUCUUUGUUGAACUGAAAAACGAAUACGCAAACUUGUUUCAGCACUGUAUAACACAGUCAUGGAUUAUUUGCGUGCCUAGAAUAGGAAGUUUGAACACUCGGGUCUUCACAGUGGAAGACUUCUGUGCCCAUAUUUUGGUUCCAAGCGAAGAACUUCCAGAGACACACUAUAGCACUCUGAAAGAGAAACAAGUGACUGUCACCAACAAGGUCAUCACCCUAGAAGUGACUAAAGCUCUUCCUUUACAGAGCCACAUAUUGUUUGAAGAAACGUUUUACACAGAAGACUUCUUUAAAUACAAGGUUUGGUGUAUAGAAAGCCCACUAGAACCAACUACAGCAAGUGAUGACAAUGCAAUUGCUAAGGAAUAUUUAACAUCAAUAAAUAACUGCAUUGAUUUACUGUGGACUCAAGCCGCAGGUCGGCAAGUGUUAGACCAAAUAGAACAGAAUGUACAGCAAUUCAUAAAGAAACAUCCAACUUUGCCUGUAGCUAUUGCACCUCUUCGAGAUUUGGUGAGUGAGCUAUACACCCAGUGCCUUCAAACAGUACUACAAAAUCGUAGGAUUAGAGAGAAAUCUAAAUCAUGUAAGCAGAUACUAGAAAAUGUCAAACUCGCUGUUGAAUGCUACAUGCAACAUUUGUUAUUCAACCAUUUGUUCAAACCUAUUUGUACAUGUUGUGCUUAUGAGGACUCACAUCUAAACAAGAAAAUAAGAAAUAUGAGUGACAUACAACUGAGGGAUUUAGACAUCAAUAAAGACUUGUACCCUGCCGUACCAAAAGCAAAGCAGAUUCUUUCAAAAAUUGACUCUUAUAAUACUGUGUUGGAAAAGAUUUUGUGUGUUAAACAGGCUCUCAAUGCAAUCAACAAGAAAGAUAGUAGUAACAAUGUUGUACUUCUAACUGCAGAUGACAUGUUACCUGUUUUUGUAUUUCUCGUUAUAAAAUCAGGUUUGCCAAACUGGUAUAGUCAGCUGAUGUACAUGAAAGAGUUCCGGUUUAGCGGCAUUGGCAAAGGGGACGGUGAUGAGGGUGCCUUCCUUAUAACCACUUUAGAAGCUGUUAUAGAACACAUUCAGUCAGGAGCCUUAGGAGGCCCACCAGACCCUGAAGCCUAUUACUAUGAAAGCAAUCUUACAGAGGAUAACCUUAAGGAUGGGAAACCUAGAAGAGGAAGCUUAACAGAAUCAAUUUCAACAUCAGAUACUACUGGUGGGGAUGAAACAUUAGAAUACAUAUUUGAACUCAUCAAAAUAAAUCAUGCAGAUCAAAUAAGAGUCAUAUUGGAAAGGAAUGAGAAAAAUCUACAAAAGCUGCACAGGAAUGAAAACAGUGUUUUCAACAAAAUGUUAGAGACUGACUUUAGCAGUGAGGAGGAUAGUGAUGCUGAUAAUGAAGUUGAUGAAACACAAGUUUACCAAAAACUUUGUCACCCAUUAUGCAGUUGUAAGAAAUGUUGCCACAAAUUAUCUAAAAGGUUGUUGAAAUCUUCACCUACUGUUACAUCUAGAGAUAGCCAUGGCCUGACCCCUUUACAUGUAGCCUGCAUUCAUGGAAAGGCAGCAGUGGUUGAGCUAUUAAUUGAAAUGAAUGCAGAGGUUAAUGCUACAGAUCUCAAUGAAUGCACGCCACUUCACUAUGCUGCAUCUAGAGGGCACCAGAAUGCUUUGCUGUUGCUAGUUCAUUCAGGUGCCAAUGUGAAUCAAGCUAACAUAGACAAAAAUACGCCACUGCAUUUGGCUGUUAACAAUGGCCACAUAAACUGUGUGAAAGCUUUAAUAUACUUUUCUGAGCACAGCAGGAAGAAGAUUAACGUAAACUGUGCUAGUCAAAAUGGCAACACACCUUUGCAUCUUGCGUCAAAGUGGGGUUACGAAGGCAUAGCUAAGCUUCUCAUAGAAAAUGGUGCAGAGCCAUCCUUGCAGAAUCGCUUUAACAAAACAGCCUUUGAUUAUGCACAUAACCUGAGGAUACUUAAAGUUUUAAAAACUUGUACUCCUAGCUUGUAUGAAUACAUACACAUAAGCAGCCCCAACAUAAAACCACUGGAAUGUAAACCUGACCAUGAGAUAAAUAAGAAAUUAACUACUGUGAAUAAUAAUCAAUCUGAUCAUGCAUCAAAGACGGUUCAAAAUCUUAAAACACUUGAGAAAAUAUCAAAAGCCAUUUCAUAUGCUGAUGUAAAGCUGGCUUGUUUCUACAUGAAUAUUAACUAUGAGGAUUAUACAGACAACAAUAGUAAUGUUGCUAUCAGUAUCACCAAUGCAGCAUUUUGCCAUCCGCUAUGCGAGUGUGAAAACUGUAAAACUAAGACUUCACCAGCAAAAUCCUUGUAUGACGUAAAUUUUGCAGACUCAAAUGGAUUUACUGCGCUCCAUCAUGCUGCUCGCUGUGGAUUAGACGAACUUUGCGACAUAUUGAUCCUAAACAAUGCCAAUGUAAACUGUGCCAAUAAGAAAGGUCAGACGCCUCUGCACUUAGCAGCUUUAAACAAUAAGAUCAUAGUGAUCCGUACACUCCUCAAUAACGGCGCGAACGUGAAUGCCACCGACUGGACUGGCAACACUCCGUUGCAUGACGCUAGCCACCAGGGGAACAUUGGUGCUGUCAAAGUUCUCAUCAGCUUUAAUCCUGAUGUAUCAAUAUGCAACCGUUCUGAGAAAACUGCCUUGGACACUGCCAAAGAGAAAGUCUAUCUUACUAUUAUUGAUUUGAUUGAGAAGUAUGCUAAAACUUAAGACUUGAAUAA
Cydia amplana is the source of this 3016-nucleotide messenger RNA. It is a transcript of the gene Varp, whose product is annotated as ankyrin repeat domain-containing protein 27-like. Gene Ontology annotation, biological process: neuron projection morphogenesis; early endosome to late endosome transport. Gene Ontology annotation, cellular component: transport vesicle; early endosome; neuron projection. Gene Ontology annotation, molecular function: SNARE binding; guanyl-nucleotide exchange factor activity. Bases 225 to 3005 code for a protein of 926 amino acids. The record is from RefSeq and is a predicted model, not a curated record. Lineage: Eukaryota; Metazoa; Arthropoda; Insecta; Lepidoptera; Tortricidae. The transcript is spliced from 2 exons.